Messenger RNA from Phytophthora nicotianae INRA-310, 417 nucleotides. RefSeq lists its product as hypothetical. The record is from RefSeq and is a predicted model, not a curated record. Gene Ontology annotation, molecular function: DNA binding. Gene Ontology annotation, biological process: DNA recombination; DNA integration. NCBI's taxonomy places the organism in Eukaryota, Oomycota, Peronosporomycetes, Peronosporales, Peronosporaceae. The transcript has a single exon. The coding region runs from base 1 to 417 and encodes 138 amino acids.
AUGCCCAGGGCAGCAGCCCAGGGCUGUCUACGUGUCAGCGCGAAGUGGGUUAACGAAGGCGUGAAGCUGGGGCCAUACAUCACAUCAGUCUCGCCAGGCGAGACGACCAAGAAACUACGCGUCAGCCAGCUAAUCAAGGGCACAGCCCCGGGCUUGGGUCUUAAUCCAAAAGACUAUUCAUCACACUCGCUUCGUAUUGGAGGCGCCUGUGCCUUACUGGCAGCAGGCAAGAGCGACCUCGUGAUUCGACUGAUGGGACGAUGGUCGAGUUGGUGCUUCAUCGUGUACACUAGGCUCAAGCCGGGCAUGAUUCGAGACGUGGCAAGCAGUAUGAUCAAGGCUUCGACCUGGGAGUUCCAUGAACCAAACUCCAUACAACUUGAGGGGGAUUCCAGCGAGCCUACAUCAUUGAGCUAA